This is a messenger RNA of Penicilliopsis zonata CBS 506.65, 1881 nucleotides long. RefSeq lists its product as hypothetical. The record is from RefSeq and is a predicted model, not a curated record. Gene Ontology annotation, biological process: negative regulation of rDNA heterochromatin formation; negative regulation of silent mating-type cassette heterochromatin formation. The transcript has 4 exons. Gene Ontology annotation, cellular component: Rpd3L-Expanded complex; Rpd3L complex. Bases 1 to 1881 code for a protein of 626 amino acids. Lineage: Eukaryota; Fungi; Ascomycota; Eurotiomycetes; Eurotiales; Aspergillaceae.
AUGACCCCUCGUCGCUCCUCCCGUGCUCGUACUCAGCCCUCGCCGGCCAUUCUCCAGCACACCAACUCCUCCAGCUCCUCGGGAUCUCUGACUCGCGAGAGGAACACGCGAUCAAAUCAUAAAAACCCUUCUCCUCAAAGACCCUCGGUCCAACGCUCGCAGUCCAUCGACGGUGUCGAGGGAAACUCGAAAAUGGACUUCCCACACACCCGCCAGCGCCAGCGCACCCGGAGCGACGAGCAGAACCCGUUGCUCGCCGAGGGCGAGGACGAUGAGGAUGAAGAUGCAGAAGAGGAAGAAGAGAUUACUAGAUGUCUGUGCAAGCAGCAGGACUACCCUGGCUUGCCGCCCUCGAGGUAUGAGGGGCUGCUCGGUCGCCGGGGCGCCGCGUCUGGCAUCAAGGACGAGACGGCUGCCAACACGGCUGGCGAUCCCUUGGACCCUCUGUCCGAUGAUAUCGGCAGCAUGUUCAUCCAGUGCGACAGGUGCAAGGUGUGGCAGCAUGGUGGCUGCGUGGGCAUCAUGGAUGAGGCCAUGAGCCCCGAUGAAUAUUUUUGCGAGGAGUGUCGCAAGGACCUUCACAGGAUUAAACAUGAAGCAGAUGGGAGACUCUUCUCGCAGUACCUACCUGUCGCUCCUCCCUCCCCAGCCGUCUCCUCUCGAGCCUCCUCCCGCGACAAUUCUAGAGCUGCACGAGAGCCGAAGACCCGGAACAAUGACACGGGAGUUCCUCCGAAACGUCGAUCUACAAUGAAUAGCAGGGAGGCUGCCUACGACGAAGAGGAACAGCUUCGCCGUGCAAUUGAAGAGAGCAAAGAGGACACCAAGAUUACCACGGAAGACCUGGCUUCCAGGCGAGCGAAACGGAGCAGAAGUGACAGUGAAGCAAACCGGCAGGCCAGUAAACGACCACGUACAAGCUCCCCAUCUCCGACAGCAGCUUCCAAACAAAGCAACCCAGCAUCCCAGCCUGUCUCCGAGGACGAAUCAAAAACGAAGCUGGUCACCAACGGAGCGAAGAAACCCAGGCCUAUCCCUCGCACUCAGCGUGACAAGGAAAGCAAAGAUAUCGAAGAGGCCGAGUUGGAACAUGCAGAGAGUAACCGUCGGAAGGUCCGAACAGAGCGACGAAAAGGCGAUGAAUCGGAUCACGAAACCGCCUCGCCAGCCAAAACCCUCACCAUAGAGCCUGAGCCGCCCCAGCCAAGCCCCGAAACCCCCGUGCUGACCCAAGAAUCCGCGCCGUCCCGGCCGUCAACACGCAAGUCCGGCCGCCCUGCCGCACGUCGAGGCGGGCGUGUUGGGCGCAACCAGUACACGCGUGAUCGCGAUACCAACGGGACUGACAGCUACAUGGCGAACUCACCGCGGCGAGGCCAGUCACUCGAUACGGGGGCAGACUCGCCGCGGUUGCCAGGUGCGAAUGGAACGUACGUGAAUGGCGGCGAGUCCGGCAAGCCCAGCCGGCCGCGGUACAUGAACCCGCAGCGGACAACGAUGAACGACAUGAAGCGCCGGGUGGCAGGGAUCCUGGAGUUCAUCUCGCGUAUGCAGGUAGAGAUGGCCGCAGCGGGGGGCAGCUCCCCUCCCGGCGCGAGCGGCGGUGAACAACAACAACAACAACAACCCAACGGCAACAGCAACAGCGACAGCAACCGCAACAGUGGUUUCAUCAAACAUCUAGCGGAACAGAUGGACGGGAUCCUAACGGGCAGCGAGGCAGACACCUCGUCCCUACCUGGCGGGAGCGGCGAGAGAGACAGCAGCGAAAACAACGCGGAGAAGCCGUUCACAGACCUGACCAGUUUAGAGAUGAUGGAUGUACUCACUCGUCAUCUCCUCAAAUGGCAGCAGGAGUAUGGGAAAUAUGGUGAAAAGUGA